AUGUCGGGAAACGGGGGGAAAUACAUGAAGAAAUCCUCGGAAGUGUCCACUUCUAAGAGGGAAAAGUACCUCGGUUGGAUGACCAAGAGCAGACAGGCGGCCAUGCAUAACUGCUUAAUCAUUGGUAUUGAUUUCGGAACAACGUUUUCCGGUGUAUCGUGGGUAACGGUAGCCCGCUUCAACAAGAACGAUAUCAACGUUAUCACCGAGUGGCCUGGGACCAGCAAUAAUGAAGCAAAGGUUCCAACUCGGCUAAGCUACGAGAACGGGACUAAAGAGCCUUUAUGGGGGUUUCAAGUUGAAAACACCGAACAAGCGUUACAAUGGUUCAAGCUCCUUUUGUUAAAAGAGGAGGACAUGUGGAAAGAUCUUCGGGAGUCAGACCAGCUUGUUAAAGCUAGAAGGCUGCUUCGCGAUUUGGGAAAAACCCCGGAGGAUUGCAUUGCAGACUAUCUUCGCGCACUUUGGAAACAUACUCUCAAGAUGAUUCGCAAGGGCCACGCAGAUUACCUGAUUGAAUCCCUGCAGUUCCAUGUGGUUCUCACUGUGCCCGCUAUCUGGAAAGAUUAUGCACGUACUGCCAUGCAAGAUGCCGCCAAAAGGGCUGGUAUUCUCGAGCAUCGCAGCGCCGGUGAGACAACCUUGAUCCUUGUACCCGAGCCCGAGGCAGCCGGAUUGACAGCACUGCUUGAAUAUGGUACCGCCAUUAAGCCAGGCGAAGUGUACGUUAUUUGCGACGCUGGAGGUGGGACCGUGGAUGUGAUCACCUACAAAGUUGGGAACACUCAACCUCUCGAGUUGGGCGAGGCUGUCGAAGGCGAUGGCGCUCUUUGUGGUGGGAUGUUCAUUGAUGAAGAUUUCAUAACGAAAUGCUCAAAGCGUAUUGGUCGCAACUGGUCUCACUUCAGUCAAGCACACCAAAACGCCAUCCUGGAAGAUGAAUGGGAAGUCGACAUCAAAUCACGAUUCUGUCUAAAAGACCCCAGCGCUAAAUGGCUGCUAUCCAUUGAGAAUGGCCCACUAUCGGGUGAAGACUUGGAAGAUACAUCCCGCAUGCCUCACAUCAAGAGAGGCAUUAUACACUUUUCAAGGAAAGUCUUUGACGCCAGAGCUACUCCUGGGCUUCUUAAACUAGUGGGCACGCAAAUAAGCAAAGCUCAAGGCAAAGGUCUUAGUGUGACGGGAAUUGUUCUUGUCGGAGGACUCGGCUGUAGCGACUAUCUACUUGAAUCCCUUCUGAUCAAAUAUGGCAGCCAAGACAUCGGUAUUUAUCGUUCCAAAGACAAAGACCAAGUGCGUUCUGCCAUCUGCCGUGGGGCCAUUCUCAAAGGUCUUAUAGCUGCUCCAAUCGACGAUUAUAUACCGAACGCUCCUCGUAUCCUUUCAACUAUCUCCAGAACAUCUCUGGGUAUCCCAAUGACGUACGAUUUUCAGGAAGGAGUUCAUCGCGAAAGCAAUAAGUUUUUCCAUAGGGUUGAGGGCUGUUACAAAGUGCGUGAUGUGAUGCAUUGGUAUAUUGAAAAGGGGAAAGAGGUUGAAACAGAUCGUCCUAUCAGGAAGAAGUUGUAUAGGUCACGGAGCAUGGAAGCCGACCUACCCUCUUUCUUAGAUUUCAAGAUCUUUCAGUGCGAGAGUGAGCAUCCGCCUAAGUACAAGAAUCACCAUGUGACGCUGCAUUCUACCAUUGUGUUCCAGCUUGGGCAGUUUGGAUCCAGUGCCUGGGAAGUAUACAAUGCUUCCAAUGGUCGAAGGUUCAAGAAAAUUACCUACACACUUGAGAUGGUGCCAUCUGGUGCCUCCACGCAGAUUUCAGUGUGGGUCAAAGGCCAGAGGCUGGGAUCAAAGUAUAUAUCGAUUCAAUUUGACUAG
Messenger RNA from Penicillium crustosum, 1869 nucleotides. RefSeq names its product Hsp70 family protein. Gene Ontology annotation, molecular function: ATP-dependent protein folding chaperone; ATP binding. The transcript has 8 exons. Bases 1 to 1869 code for a protein of 622 amino acids. The record is from RefSeq and is a predicted model, not a curated record. NCBI's taxonomy places the organism in Eukaryota, Fungi, Ascomycota, Eurotiomycetes, Eurotiales, Aspergillaceae.